Molecule: messenger RNA, 678 nt
Organism: Drosophila biarmipes
Lineage: Eukaryota; Metazoa; Arthropoda; Insecta; Diptera; Drosophilidae
Exons: 2
Coding region: 209-565 (118 amino acids)
Source: RefSeq, a predicted model, not a curated record
ACUGCCAUCUUAAACUAUGUGCUACGAGAAAGUGGCAUGAGUACAGCAAUCAACACUUGUCAUAAAAUGGCACCAUUUCCGCAACCUAAGUAUCCUGUGUGUUCAUACACAUGUCGGGUGCUUUGUUUUCGACGAACAGCUUUAUCUGGAACGAUAAUUUUAUUGGACAUUAAAAACAUUUACGUGCCACGACAUCAACGCCAGUCAUAUGAUAUUAAAAAGCCAUGCCAAAAAAUAUGACAUAAGGCAUAAAACAAAGGCACGGAGCGGGACGGCAAAUUCUCUGGUGCGUGUGUCGGUAAUGACGGGAAGGAAGGCGGCGAGAAAAAGUUGGUCAAUGGAGGACAAGUAUCGCAUAUCAGGCCCAUCAGUCAUAAACUACCCGAGGAAACGGAAGAGCCACUCGCCCCUGACUGUGCUCUGUGCCAAACAUGACGUAAAACACAGCGCCGAAAGGACGCUAAGUAAUAACUCAGCCAAGGGCGUGCCACAUGCAAGGACCGCUGGCAGGACAUGUGGGGACUUCUUGACUUGGCCAAUUGCUGCACGAGGACCCCAAAGAUGAGAAAGCCGCUGUGCUGCCUUCGUGUGCCGCACAUCAUGAGGGGCUACGUGACAUUGUGGCGAGUUCUCCGCUGAAGACACAGAGGUUGACCCAAGUAGUUAGCCCCCACAAAA